AACACCAUUUCCAUGCAACUCUGCUGUUUAUUGUCUCGGUGCUAAGCAACCUAAGAUCUCGCCUUUCGUGCUCCCACGUCAACCCCAACGUGCAACAACAAACUUUUAAAAUUACAAUUACAAUCCUGAUCGCCCAACGACACUUCCACCGGCGGCGGCGGCGAUCUCGCCCUCCGGCACCUCCGUCUUCUUCUGGGUUCCUCGCUGUUUGAUAAGCGGCAAUUCGGGUCCGAAGGAUUGGGCGGAUAGUAGAUCUUUUAAAUUUGGAUCCCAUCCUCAUGGUUCACAAAUCCGUACUCAUAUCAUUCCUUUUCAACUUCCUGUUCUUCGGGUAUGCGGAUCCCGGUGGGAAUUGCGGCCGGAACAGCCCACUUGUCGAUUUGGAGUCCGAGUUCAAAAUGGUUCAGCACCAGCUGAGAGGGUAUGUGAAAAUCAUUGAUGAUUGUUCAUUUAGGGUUUCACAAUUCGAUAUGCUUUCUGGGUCCGAUGUCCAUUGGUGGGGUGCAACCGAUUCUGAUUUCGACAACCUCACUGCGGGAUUCAUUGUGUCUGAUCAUAAAUUGAACGAUACUUACAAGAAUGCUAGCUUUGUCGUGCGUUUGAUGGAGAAUAUUACAUGGGAUAUGAUCCAGGUCCUGGCUGUGUGGGAUAUCCCCACUGCCUCGGAUUUUGGGCAUGUCAUGCUUGGGGAGUUGAUGAAUGGUACUGCGAUUUCUCCCAGUCCUAGUUUGGCUCCUUCGCCUUCAAGCAACGCUGGUCGUGGGGCGGACAGAGGUCGUAAUCACACGGAGCCAACUAUGUUUGAGAACUGUAAGGUGUUAUCAAAGGCUUUCAGAGUUAGGUGGACGCUAAACGUUAAGGAGGAUUUUGUUGAUAUUGGGUUGGAGGCCGCUACUGGAAUUCUAAAUUACAUGGCAUUUGGUUGGGCAGACCCGAAUUCUUCUAGUUCUGAACUCAUGAUUGGAGCUGAUGUGGUUGUGACAGGGUUUAAGGAAGAUGGUUUGCCACUUGUAGAUGACUUUUACAUUACCAAGUACAGUGAGUGUAUGAACAAGAGCGAUGGAUUGCCGGAAGGGGUUUGUCCUGAUUCAGUUUAUGAAGCGUCAGAAGGGGUUUCUUCAGAAAACAACACAAAGUUAAUUUAUGGGCAUAGGAAGGAUGGGGUCUCAUUUGUUCGAUAUCGGAGGCCAUUGAGUAAGGUGCAAGAAAAGUAUGAUCACCCAGUGAACCAUACAGCAAAUAUGACAGUGAUUUGGGCUUUGGGGUUGAUUAAACCUCCUGACUCUUUUUGGCCUUACUAUCUUCCUCAAAAUCAUGGGGGACCACCAUUUGAGACAUAUGGGCAUUUGGUGUUGAAUGUGUCACAGCAUUUGAAUGACUGUCUAGGUCCUAUUGAUGCAGAAGAUAAGGAAGAUCAAGAUAUUAUCAUUGCAGAUGCAAAAGUUCCAUUGGUAGUUUCAUCUGGCCCCGCAUUACAUUACCCAAACCCUCCAAAUCCAGCUAAAGUUCUUUACAUCAACAAAAAGGAAGCUCCUGUCUUAAGAGUGGAGAGAGGGAUGCCAGUUAAGUUUUCAAUACAAGCUGGGCAUGAUGUUGCACUUUAUAUCACAUCAGAUCCAAUUGGUGGAAAUGCAACCUUGAGGAAUUUGACCGAGACCAUUUAUUUUGGAGGCCCUGAAGCCGAAGGAGUUCAAGCCAGUCCCAAAGAGUUAGAUUGGGUUCCUGACAGGAACACUCCUGAUCAUAUCUACUAUCAUUCAUUGUUUGAACAGAAGAUGGGUUGGAAAGUGGAGGUAGUUGAUGGGGGCCUGUCAGACAUGUACAAUAGCAGUGUUGUUCUGGAUGAUCAACAGGUUACUUUCUUUUGGACAUUGGCAGAGGAUACAAUAUCUAUUGCAGCUCGUGCUGAGAAAAAAAGUGGAUAUCUUGCAAUAGGAUUUGGAACUGGAAUGGUAAAAAGUUACGCUUACGUAGGAUGGAUUGACGAAAAUGCUGUUGGUCGUGUAAACACUUAUUGGAUUGAUGGAAAGGAUGCCUCAAGUAUACAUCAAACGAAUGAGAAUUUGACAUAUGUCAGAUGCAAAACAGAAAAUGGCAUCAUUACUUUGGAAUUUACGCGUCCUUUGAAUCCAUCUUGUAAUCAAGGGGAUAGGCCAGAAUGUAAAAAUAUCAUUGAUCCCACCACUCCUCUUCACAUUGUUUGGGCAAUGGGUGCUUCAUGGGAUUAUGAACAUCUUAGCGAGAGGAAUAUGCAUUCUCUUACAAGCAGUAGGCCUAUCCGUGUACUACUGAUGCGUGGUUCUGCAGAAGCAGAGCAAGACUUGCUUCCUGUCCUAGCAGUGCAUGGGAUUAUGAUGUUUCUUGCAUGGGGUAUCUUGCUUCCUGGUGGUAUAUUGGCAGCCAGAUAUGCAAAGCAUCUUAAGGGUGAUUUAUGGUACAGGAUUCAUAUUUACAUGCAAUCCUCAGGGUUAGCUAUUAUUUUACUUGCCCUUCUCUUUGCUGUGGGAGAGCUGCAGGGUUUCUAUGUCAGCUCUUUACAUGUUAAAUUUGGCAUAGCUGCAAUGUUCUUGGCUUGUGUACAGCCAGUGAAUGCAUCCCUAAGGCCUCAAAAACCAGGAAACGGGGAGCAUUUGCCCAUUAAGAGGCUUAUUUGGGAGUACUUUCACAUAAUUGUUGGCAGAUCUGCUAUUGUCUUAGGGAUUGCUGCACUGUUUAGUGGGAUGAAGCAUCUCGGCCAGAGAUAUGGUGCUGAGAAUAUUCACGGACUCAAUUGGGCUUUGGCUAUUUGGUUCUUAACACUUGCACUUGUGCUUGCCUAUCUAGAGUACCGUGAAAAGGAGCUACGAAGGGAUCAUAUAUUUGGAAGAAGCAAUUGGGUGUUUGGUAAUCUCGAGUCAGACGAUUCUCUUGAUCUCUUGAGCACAAACAGGACAACUGCUGAGGAAGUUUUAGAUUCCUCUUCAAGAAUGGAAGUACAGUUAGAACCUUUGAGAAGAUAGAUGAUUGUCUGAUGGCAAGUUGCUGUUUUGAGCCAAGUUUGGCAUAUUCUUAUAUAAUCUGUGGCCUGACAGGAUCAUUCAUUUGCUUGGAGGCUUUUUCUUUCGAAAGCCGUUUUGAGGUACAGUUGGAGGCAAUGGAUCUUUUAGUCUUAGUUCAACAGAUUUUGUAUUGUGUGAAGAGUAGCAUUCCUACAAGUGGAUUUCCAAUAGAUAAUACAUCUUCAAUUAAAUAGAUUACAUUACUUUUCUUUCUAGUUGCUGCAAUUUUCUCUUCUUGGCACCCACUGUUUGAAAUUUCCCAUAUACUGUGGAGGUUGCAAGGGCUCUUCAUUUGCUUGGAGACUUAUUUAAAAAACAAAAAAGGAAAGAAGAGAAAAGGAAAGGAAAGAAAAAGAAAUCGAAAAAUAAAAAACUGUUGAGGCACAUGGGGAGGCAGAUGCUCUUUAGUCUCCGUUCUACCUAAUGUUGCAUCCUGUGCAGGGUAGAUUUCCAGCAUGCAUUUCCUAUAGCCAAUACUUCUUCAGAGAAACUGGUUAUAUGAUUUGUCUAGCCUAGCUGCCAGUCUUCUUUCCUUUCGUUUUCUUUUCCCCCCCAUAAAAAUAACAGAAAUUGCACUUUACAGAAAAGUGAAAAUUUUCUUGUGCAUCAUGGUAGUUCUUUAUGUUUAGUUUGAUAGUAUCCUAGCCGUACUUGAGGCAUGGAAAACAAUUCAGCAAACAGUAUUAUUGUAAACUGUGAGAUGCAGGAAGUAAAAUAUAAUAGCACACUAUUCUGAUCAACCUUGGUAACACUAGAUAUGAGAUCCAAUGCGAUUGCAUGAUGUCAUAUGCUAUCAAUUCCAGUGAAUACAAGAGCUAAACAAAAACAAUGUUUGGGGACCGAACCGCUGGGCAGAAUUUAUAUAUAUGAUUUGAUAUGUUAGAAUUGAUGGAAAUUUAUUACCUUCUUUUGCUGUGAAUUAUCCGGUGUUUCAGUUUAUCUAUUGCGACACCAUUGUGAAAGAUACAUGUGCUAACAAGUGAUUUUGUAUGCCUACAGAAUUUCUCUUAUAUACUUAAAUCCCAACAUUAUAUUUUAUCACUGAUCGAUGUGGCUAGCUUUGGCCUAGGUGGUUCACACUUGCAAAGAAACUAUUGCAUCCAAGGACUAAGGACCGAUGCCUCUAUAAUUUGGGCUCAAUGUAUGCCUGCAUUUGACAGGCGAAGGGCAUUGUAUUGGCUGACACGAGUUUUUAUGCCUCUUUCUGUGCCUAAUGACCAUGUCAUAAACAUUGUUUUGAGGGUUAAUACUAGAGCUAGUAGAACCAUAUUAUUA
Molecule: messenger RNA, 4313 nt
Organism: Prosopis cineraria
Lineage: Eukaryota; Viridiplantae; Streptophyta; Magnoliopsida; Fabales; Fabaceae
Product: cytochrome b561, DM13 and DOMON domain-containing protein At5g54830
Exons: 2
Coding region: 279-2999 (906 amino acids)
Source: RefSeq, a predicted model, not a curated record